AUGGCCUGCAAGGUGGUCGACGUGGGGCUGGACCUCUCCGACAGCACCAAGCUGGCGGACGUGAAGAACGAGCUCUUUGUCCUCGAGAAGGUGAAGCACCCGCACAUUGUGCGCAUGUUCGAGCACUUUGUCGUCAAUGAGCACCUGUACAUCUUCAUGGACUACGCCGACCUGGGCAACCUCUACCGCUUCAUGUACCUCCACCAGGGGCCGCUGGCGGAGGAGGAGGCGGUGCGGCCGUACGCGCAGAUCGUCAGCGGCGUCGCCUACAUGCACGCCCAGAAGAUUGCCCACCGCGACCUGAAGCUGUCCAACAUUCUCCUGAAGACUCUGACAGCUUCCGGUGGUGAAGAGGGAGGUGGUGGUGGUGGUGACAGCGUCGUCAUCCUCAUCGCCGACUUUGGCCUCAGUCGGGUGGUGUACCGCCGCCGCAGUGGCCUGGUCACCUGCAAGAGCUACUGCGGCACGCCCAACUACAUGGCGCCCGAGUUGAAG
Molecule: messenger RNA, 495 nt
Organism: Rhagoletis zephyria (snowberry fruit fly)
Lineage: Eukaryota; Metazoa; Arthropoda; Insecta; Diptera; Tephritidae
Source: RefSeq, a predicted model, not a curated record